AUGCAUUUCCCUCUGUUUCGCAUCCUCGCCGCCCUCGCAGCUGUGCGUGCUGCCUCCCUGAAUGACGUCUGUUCCGUCUCCUACGUCAAAGCACAUCUCCCACCGCCUGGUUUCUACCAGGGUGUCACGAUCAGUCCCUCCUCGGUGACGGCAAACCCGGUGACCAAUGUGCAGGUGGUAGACUACGAUUUCUAUCCCGAUGCCAUCUUCGACUAUUGCAACGUCAGCUUCACCUAUUCCCACGAUGGCCUGGACGACCAAGUCCUCUUGACCUACUGGCUUCCCGCGCCAGCCAAGUUCCAGAAUCGCUUUCUGGCCACGGGCGGCGGUGGCUAUGCCAUCAACUCAGGCAAUCAGUCCCUGCCGGGUGGGAUCAUCUACGGGGCUGUCGCUGGCAUGACCGACGCAGGCUUUGGCGCUGCUCAGAGCAACACCAUCACUCAGUGGCUCUCGGCGAACGGGACCCUGAACUGGCACAACAUCUACAUGUUUGGCUACCAGGGGAUUCGCGAGAUGACCCAGCUAGGCAAGGAGUUCACCAGGAGCUUCUUCAACCUGACCCAGUCCAACGCCACCUUGUACACAUACUGGCAGGGCUGUUCCGAAGGCGGUCGCGAAGGGUGGAGUCAGGUCCAACGCUACGCAGACUCCUUCGACGGAGCUGUAAUUGGCGCCCCGGCCUUUCGCUGGUCCUUCCAGCAGACCCAGCUCCUGUACCCGGAUGUGGUCGAGCAGACGAUGGGCUACUACCCGUCUCCAUGCGAGCUGCAGAAGAUCGUCAACGAGACCAUAAUCGCCUGCGACCCGCUCGAUGGAAAAACCGAUGGCGUCGUUGCACGGACCGAUUUGUGCUAUAUGAACUACAACAUAUCCGCCAUCGAAGGGAUGCCUUACCACUGUCCGGCAACACCAGCAGUUCCCGGCGUCCCCGCGACACCUGCCCAACAAGGCAACGUCACGAAACAGGCCAUCGCCGUGGUCCAGAAAAUGCUCGAAGGCAUCCACGACACCCAGGGGCGGCGGGUAUAUUUCGCGCCGACGCCGAGCGCGCAGUUCACCGAGGCGCAGACGGGCUGGAACGCGACGUCCAACCAGUGGGGACUGUCUGUCAUCGCGCUGGGCGGCGUCUUCGUCGAGGUGGAAAUCGACAUGCUCAACGGCACCAACAUCCCAAACCUGAACGGCGUCACGUAUGACACGCUCAAGGACUGGAUCGUCGAGGGCAUGCAGCGCUUCCAGGGCGUGCUCGAGACCACGUGGCCGGAUCUGACCCCUUACAAGAACGCGGGAGGGAAAGUGCUCAUGUUCCACGGCGAGUCGGACUGGGGCAUCCCGACGGCGUCGUCGGUCCGGUACUGGGAGUCUGUACGACGAAUCAUGAGCCCAUCCGGCCAGGGGUACAACGCCUCGGUGGCGGCGCAGAAUGACUUCUUCCGACUCUUCCUGGUCCCCGGCGCCACGCACUGCGCCGCCAACCCGGCCGAGCCCAACGGUCCCUUCCCGCAGACCAACCUCGCCGUCAUGAUCGACUGGGUCGAGAAGGGCGUCGUCCCCACCACCCUGAACGCCACCGUCCUCCAAGGCCCCAAUAAGGGUCAGAACCAGCAGAUCUGCGCCUGGCCCUUGAGGCCCGUGUGGUCUUCCUCCGCCAACGCGACUAGCCCGCAAUGCCGCUAUGACCAGAAGAGCGUGGAUUACUGGAACUAUGAUCUUGAUGCCUUCAACGUGCCUAUAUACUGA
Molecule: messenger RNA, 1740 nt
Organism: Fonsecaea multimorphosa CBS 102226
Lineage: Eukaryota; Fungi; Ascomycota; Eurotiomycetes; Chaetothyriales; Herpotrichiellaceae
Exons: 1
Coding region: 1-1740 (579 amino acids)
Source: RefSeq, a predicted model, not a curated record